AUGUCCAACCAGCAAGACCCCGGAUUUCUCGGCGGCCUAAGCGAUACCGUGGGCAAGACAGUCGGCGGCGUGACAAACACAGUGGGCGGCACAGUUGGCGGGCUCGGUUCAACCGUGGGCAACGCAACAUCAGGCCUAGGACAGACCGUCUCGGGUGCGACGGAGGGUGUGAGCAAUACAGCGAAGAGCGCAGGACAGGGGGUGCAGAGUGGUGUAUCUAGUCUCGCUGGACAGAAGCAAACCGGUAAUAACCCGGUUGGGUCGAAUAGAUAG
Penicillium verrucosum is the source of this 273-nucleotide messenger RNA. RefSeq lists its product as uncharacterized. The record is from RefSeq and is a predicted model, not a curated record. NCBI's taxonomy places the organism in Eukaryota, Fungi, Ascomycota, Eurotiomycetes, Eurotiales, Aspergillaceae. The transcript has 2 exons. The coding region runs from base 1 to 273 and encodes 90 amino acids.